AUGGUUGUUAAAAAACCUCAACCAUCUCAAUCGUUUGCAAAAAUCAUAAAAAUGGCGCGCUUCGUUUCCGGAUUGGUCGGUGCUGAUGUGGCUUCUGAGAAUUAUAGGGUCAAUAUUAUUACGAUCAUAGUGAUAAUAUGUAUUAGCAUUUAUUUCAUAUUCACUGCCACAACUGUGGCCAAUGUAUUUUCGGAGAACUGGACAUACCUGCUGGAGGCAUCCUGCAUGGUGGGCAGCGUUUUGCAGGGCAUCACCAAACUUAUUUCGGGCAUCGUAUUCACCAAACAGGUCAGCGGAAUGCGCUUGGAAUUAGAGGCAUUUUAUCGGGAACACGAAACGAAGGGCGAGGCCUAUUGCAAGGCCUUGCAGGAGUGUUGUGAACGUGUAUGGCAGGUCAUAAAAAUGGUUGGAAACAUUUAUGCUGCUACAGCAGUGGGCAUACUACUUUUAACUGCCAUUCUGGUCAUUGUAACUGAGAAGCAAGUCUACGUAAUGCACUUUUUCAUACCCGGCUUGGAUGUUGGAACGCAAUUUGGCUAUUUGGCUACAAUGGCGGUGCAUACAGUGGUUUUUCUAGCUGGCAUUUUCGGUCUAUUUGCUGGCGAUUUAUUUUUUCUUAUAUAUUUGGGACAACCGGAAUUAUUUCGUGACUUUUUGGUACUGAAAGUCAAAGCACUAAAUGAGGCUGCUGCUGAAAAAAGUAAAACGGCUGAAAAGCUAUUAAUCGAUAUUAUUGAAUGGCAUCAAUACUAUACCGACUACAAUGAGCGUUGUAACUAUGUAUUCUACUACAUAAUAACUAUGCAAAUCGUUACAUCGGGCAUCUCAAUUAUUUGUACUCUUUAUAUUCUACUUUUGGGAGAUUGGCCUGGUGCAUACCUGUACAUUUUGGUAGCAUUUUGUGGACUUUAUCUAUACUGUAUUAUUGGCACGAAAAUCGAAACUUGUAAUCAUGCAUUUUAUGAGGAACUUUACAAUAUCAAUUGGUACGAUUUGGAAGUGAAAAAUCAGAAAAUGAUUAUAUUCAUAUUGAUGAGGUCACAAAAUCCUAGUGAAAUUAAAAUUGGUGGCGUCCUGCCGCUCUCUGUGCAAACAGCACUUUCGAUAACUAAAUCAAUUUAUGGAAUAUUUACAAUGAUGUUGGGUUUUUUGGAUGAAGAACAGUGA
Rhagoletis zephyria (snowberry fruit fly) is the source of this 1167-nucleotide messenger RNA. RefSeq names its product odorant receptor 67d-like. Gene Ontology annotation, biological process: detection of chemical stimulus involved in sensory perception of smell; sensory perception of smell. The record is from RefSeq and is a predicted model, not a curated record. Lineage: Eukaryota; Metazoa; Arthropoda; Insecta; Diptera; Tephritidae. Gene Ontology annotation, molecular function: olfactory receptor activity; odorant binding. Gene Ontology annotation, cellular component: plasma membrane.